AUCACAUCGAUAUUGAUAUGAAUGGAGUGGUCACACUGAUUUGGAAAACGUAAAUAAAAAACAAAUUGAAUUGAUAAGAAAAAUGGUGUGCGAGAAAUGCGAGGCCAAGCUGUCCAAAGUUUCAGCCCCCAAUCCGUGGAGAACCAGCACAGCUCCUGCGGGAGGACGUAAGAUCAACGAGAACAAGGCUUUAUCCUCGGCCCGCGAACGAUACAAUCCUAUAGGGACUGCCUUACCGCCUUGCCGGAUUUGCCGACAGAAAGUGCACCAGAUGGGAUCCCACUAUUGCCAGGCGUGCGCCUACAAGAAGGCCAUAUGCGCCAUGUGCGGCAAGAAGAUCAUGAACACCAAGAACUACAAGCAGAGCUCAACGUGAUUCAGUUUAUCAAAGGAUUCACUUAAGACUAAACUAGCCAUAGACAACAUAAUAAUUAUAUCGUAUAGUACAACAAA
This is a messenger RNA of Drosophila santomea, 453 nucleotides long. Its product is annotated as cysteine-rich PDZ-binding protein. Bases 83 to 376 code for a protein of 97 amino acids. Gene Ontology annotation, biological process: cytoplasmic microtubule organization. Gene Ontology annotation, cellular component: dendrite. The record is from RefSeq and is a predicted model, not a curated record. Gene Ontology annotation, molecular function: PDZ domain binding; microtubule binding. Lineage: Eukaryota; Metazoa; Arthropoda; Insecta; Diptera; Drosophilidae. The transcript has 2 exons.